Brienomyrus brachyistius is the source of this 1618-nucleotide messenger RNA. RefSeq names its product cytochrome b-c1 complex subunit 2, mitochondrial. The record is from RefSeq and is a predicted model, not a curated record. The transcript is spliced from 14 exons. Gene Ontology annotation, molecular function: metalloendopeptidase activity; metal ion binding. Gene Ontology annotation, biological process: proteolysis. Bases 120 to 1475 code for a protein of 451 amino acids. Lineage: Eukaryota; Metazoa; Chordata; Actinopteri; Osteoglossiformes; Mormyridae. Gene Ontology annotation, cellular component: mitochondrion.
AAACCAGUCCGCCCGUGACGUAACCGGAUGUCCUCUCGGUUAAGGGGCGCAGUGCAUGCUGGGGCGGAGAGCAGGUCGGCCAUUAUUAGCUUACCUUGCUGCUGAAGGAGAUAUAAGUCAUGAAGGGGGUUCGGGGUCUCAGCCAUUUUUCUAAACGGCUGUUUGCAGCCCAGGCUUCUGCUAAGCGUGACGCCUCCGAGCGACUAACCCUACAUCCCCAAGAGGUCCAGGUGUCCAAGCUGCCCAAUGGCCUUGUGAUCGCCUCCCUAGAGAAUUACUCUCCUGCCUCCAAGAUCGGCGUGUUUGUGAAGGCGGGCAGCCGCUACGAGGGCGAUGGUCACCUGGGUGUCACCCACCUGCUCCGCCUGGCUGCCAGUCUGACCACCAAAGGGGCGUCGGCAUUCCGUAUCUGCCGGGGCAUCGAGGCUGUCGGGGGCAGCUUGAGCGUCACAUCAUCCCGGGAGAACAUGGUCUACACUGUGGACUGCCUGCGAGAUCACGUCGACACCGUCAUGGAGUACCUGAUCAAUGUGACCACGGCCCCGGAAUUCCGUCCCUGGGAGGUGUCCGAACUCGCCGAGCGGGUGAAAGUUGACAAGGCCUUGGCUGGCCAGAGUCCCCAGAUUGGCGUCAUUGAGAAGCUUCACGCGGUCGCCUAUAAGAACGGUCUGUCCAAUUCCCUGUACUGCCCCGACUACCAGAUGGGCCGCAUCAGCUCCGAGCAGCUGCACUCCUUCAUCCAGAGCAAUUUCACCAGUGCCAGAAUGGCCCUGGUCGGCUUAGGGGUGGAGCACACCAUGCUCAAGCAGGUGGGGGAGCAGUUCCUCAACGUGCGAAGUGGAGCUGGGACUUCGAGCGCCAAGGCCCAGUACAAGGGAGGUGAGCACCGGGAGCAGAACGGCGACGGCCUCGUUCACGCCGCCGUGGUGAGCGAGGGGGCGACCAUCGGCACGGCGGAGGCCGACGCAUUCAGCGUGUUACAGCGGGUGCUAGGGGUGGGGCCUCACGUCAAAAGGGGCUCCAAUGCCACCAGCAAGCUGAGCCAGGGCAUCUCCAAGGCAACCACGCAGCCCUUCGACGCUUCAGCUUUCAAUGCCAGCUACACAGACUCUGGGCUGUUCGGGAUUUACACCAUCUCCCAGUAUGGCGCAGCUGGUGAUGUGAUCCAGGCCGCCCUCGCCCAGGUUAAGGCCGUGGCCGGGGGCGGGCUGACUGCCGCUGACCUCGCCAGGGCUAAGAACCAGGUAAAGGCAGACUACCUGAUGUCUCUGGAAUCAUCAGAUGGUCUCCUGGAGGAGAUGGGGCUGCAGGGCCUCGUGGGUGGGGCCUACAACCCUCCUGAGGCAGUACUGCAGAAGAUCGAUUCCAUCACCUCGGACGCAGUGGCCAACGCUGCAAAGAAGUUUGUGACUGGCAAGAAAUCGAUGGCCUGCAGUGGACAGUUGGUGAACACGCCGUUUUUGGAUGAACUGUGACGAUGAACUCCUGCUUCAUGACUUCCCGAAAUAACUCGACUCCACAGAAAUUAACGUUUUCAUCCUCAGUCCAGAGUGUUUGUUCUGUGACGUGUCAGAGCGCUGUAUAUCUGGUGUAUAUUCAUUAAAAUAUCAUGACUAUA